UUGCUUCUUUCCCAAGGGCCCAGGCACCUGGGCGCUGAUGACUGCGACUGCAACCACAUCCAAACCCCGACUCUCAUCAGGAGGCAGGUUUACCCAUCCCCAACUCUCGUCAAGAAAGAGGCCGGCCGGCCCAUUCCCGAAGCAGAACAACCUGCAUACGACCCACUAGGGGACCCGAUGCGGGCGUCAAAUCAGUCCCUCCGCCCUCCCUCCAUCACGAGCCCUGGACCCAUCUCCACAUGCAUGCACGACCGUGAUGGCAAGGCCGGCCAUGAUGAGAUGAACAAGGUGGCCGGCGGGCUCAAGGGCUCGCAUGGCUCUGGUCGAGGAGGCAAUCGAGAUUGGUCAUGGAGGUCCAACAGUGGCCUCCCGGGGUGGGCCAAUCAUCAUGAUGAUGAGAAAGCAUUGUCAUUUGCGAGUGACGGCGGCAGGCUGAAGUGCUGA
Messenger RNA from Diaporthe amygdali, 444 nucleotides. RefSeq lists its product as uncharacterized. The transcript has a single exon. The record is from RefSeq and is a predicted model, not a curated record. Lineage: Eukaryota; Fungi; Ascomycota; Sordariomycetes; Diaporthales; Diaporthaceae.